GGAUUGUUUAUUGAUUAUUAAAGAUUACGAAGGAUGUGACAAAGCUGCGAACUAUUGAAAUGAUCGAGAUACACAUGUGAACGUAUAUUACACGUUUCAUGCUGUAAAGUAUAAAGACCAAAAAUUUUUGAAACUCGUAUUCUUAUAGAUCAAUGAAAAUGGCAUUUACUUUAUGGUCACUCUACGAAGCUACUCUGUUAUGUUUAAACGCUAUUUGUGUGCUAAACGAAGAAAGAUUUCUUGUUAAAAUUGGAUGGGCCUCAUGGCAAAACGUGCAAGGAUUUGGUGAACCACCUACAGUUAAAUCACAGAUGUUAAACCUUAUUAGAUCAGUAAGAACGGUUGCUAAAGUUCCAUUAAUAGCGCUUAAUAUUUUAACAAUAAUUGUGAAGAUGGUUUUCGGUUGAAAAAAGAAAUCAUAUAUACAGCUAUUUCAAUGUUAUUGGUGAAUUAAAAAUUAGCCAUCAUAGCUAUUUAUAUAAUCGAAUUACAUAUAUACAUAUACAUACAUACAUAUAUACAUAUAUAUAUAUGUAUAUGUAUAUGUAUGUUUAUUUUUUAUAUUUUUUACAUUAAAAACAAAAUCAUCAUAAUGGACAGUAACAUUCUUGUAAAAAUAGGUGUAAAUAUACUUAUAUAAUUAUUAAAAUAAAUUAAUGCAAAAGAAAGAAAAAAAUAAAAGACCACCACGGUGAAAGAUAGAGGAAGAAACAAAAUAAGCCAUGACUUUGAUUUUUAAAAUUUCAUCCAUAUGUUAUAUUAAUUCAAGUUAAGUACAUAGCAAAAUUUUACGAUAUAUUCUGCUUUCAAAUGAACAAUAAGUGUCUAUUCACAUUCCAUAUAACUAGAUACUUUUGUAUCAUCGUUAGAAGAUAUAUUGUAACCUACAAGAUAAAUUAGAUCAGUGAAGUAUCUCUCGGUAUACCGUGAGAGAAUUUUUGAAGCUGAACGAUAGCCGGAAUCGUGAGACCUCCUUUCACUUUUUUAAAUAUGCCAAUUAUUGUAUAUAUAUAUAUAUAAAGCAAAGUAUAUCAAUAUUUCGUAAA
Vespula vulgaris is the source of this 1046-nucleotide messenger RNA. RefSeq names its product immediate early response 3-interacting protein 1. Bases 153 to 407 code for a protein of 84 amino acids. The record is from RefSeq and is a predicted model, not a curated record. Lineage: Eukaryota; Metazoa; Arthropoda; Insecta; Hymenoptera; Vespidae. Gene Ontology annotation, biological process: endoplasmic reticulum to Golgi vesicle-mediated transport. The transcript has 3 exons. Gene Ontology annotation, cellular component: COPII-coated ER to Golgi transport vesicle; endoplasmic reticulum membrane; Golgi membrane.